Messenger RNA from Heteronotia binoei (common prickly gecko), 1688 nucleotides. RefSeq names its product cilia and flagella associated protein 96 (gene CFAP96). NCBI's taxonomy places the organism in Eukaryota, Metazoa, Chordata, Lepidosauria, Squamata, Gekkonidae. Gene Ontology annotation, cellular component: centrosome. Bases 136 to 1068 code for a protein of 310 amino acids. The transcript has 8 exons. The record is from RefSeq and is a predicted model, not a curated record.
CUCACUCCAGAUACACAAGGGCUGGUGCAGGUUAAACAAUAGAGGGGAUGACAACCCAUCAUGCUCAGAGGUGUACUGGGAUCAUAACGCUCCUGCCCAUUUGCUAGAGGGAUAGGUUAUCACACAGCAUCAGCCAUGCCUACAGAAGGGAAAUCGGAUAUGGAGAGGAUUGGCCUCUUUAGUGAAAUGGAAUAUAUUACAAUCGGGGAUAAAUAUGUCUCACCCUUUAACCGCCCUUUUAACGAAGCUGCAAGCAAGAACAGGCAAAUGCUGCCAGGGGGUGAAAAAGAGAAGUCCGCUCUCCAAGCGGGUUACUUUGACCCUGUGUAUGGAAGAAUUUUUGAAGGUGAAAGUUAUUCAAACCCCGUGCAGCUACGGAGAAGAUAUCGAAUCGCAGAGUCCAAGAAAAACUUGAGCAAACCUUUCCUUCCCAGUAAUGGAGAGAAAAUGCCUUGUGGCAUAGGAACCUAUUAUGGAACCAUCGGGGGCCCAUGCCCCUUCUUUAGCGUACAGAAGAAGGACAAAACUGCCUAUGUGCCACCUGGCAAGAAUCUAUACACCAAUCCAGGAAAGAAAGGAACUGGCUAUGGGUAUCCAAAUCUUACAAUAGGUAAACCAUACUCACAUGCAGUUGAAUUAUAUGACAUGGGAAGAUUAACUUUUAAGAAAAUGUCUGAAGAACACCACCGGCUGCUGAAAGGUGGACCUUUCAAAUUGAACCUUUAUCCCCGAGAGUAUUUUGAUUUGAAUCCUUACCAUGAUGAAGGACCGAUGCCACCACCAAAGAAACCACCCACACAAGUACCAAUUCAUGUUGCCUUUAAACCAAGUUCUCCAGGAAAGAAACCUGGUGGCAUGAAAGCGGGCACAUUUGACCCUUUCCCAACCUAUUCCUCAGACCCAUACAUAGUGAAGAUGCUUAAACCUAUCACGACCAAUAAACAAGGACGAAUAUAUAAUUCCUCUUCUACAACAAGGAGCAGACCAGUAAGAAGUAUUAUGGCUGCCAAUGUUGAAAAGUCACUAAAUGUUACAAAUUACAAGGAUCCACAGCUGAUGUCGUAUUAGCUGUAAAAAAACCAAGGUGAAUGAUCUUUUCUGGUUUCUGUAGCAUUUGAACAACUCGCAGGGCUCCUGAAAUAAAUGGAAGUUUCUGUGGCUGAGAGAGAGGUAGUUCAAAAUAUUGCAACACCUUACCACAAUUGUAUCCCAUUUCUGAUUAUAUUUCAACAUAUAAACAAGCAAAUUGAUAAUAUAUUAACAAAUAAUGUUUUUAAAACAUGAAGGAUGUUUUGAUGCAGGUUGUAUUUAAACAGUUACAUACGUGUUUACAUGUUAGGUAUGCAUUGGAAAAUAUAUAUAUAUAUAUAUAUUGUUAGCAAUAAUAAAUGUGUAUCCUUUGCUGUGUAACUAACAUCAAGGUUUUUUAAAAAGCCAUUUGCCAUCCUAACUGAAUGGAAAUGGAACAUUUCUUCAAAGGUUUUAGUACCUGCUUUAGGUAAUAGAUACCAAUUUAGAUAAAUGCAAGUGUUUCAUCAAAUUGUUUUUUGUCUACCAAAUUGUAAAUGUUCUGUACAGCAUUAAUAUGGGAAAACAUAGCGCAACAAAGGAAAUCCCUUUACCAAAAGGUCAUAAAUAUUCAGAUUUUUUUUUUUACAAAAUAAAGACAGGUUUUAUAUUUCAAUUCA